AUGAAGCCUUUACUUGUUGAGAAAGGCAUGGACGGCGGCAACGACUCUCAGCCAGUGACGGCGAAACUCCGGGCUUCUCGUCGGCGCCCGCCGCGUGCUUCACGUGCCUGCGAGACUUGUCGGGUGCGCAAGACCAAGUGCGACCAAGCCCAACCGUGUUCCUAUUGUGCUUACCAUUCACUGGACUGCUUCUAUCGCGCUGCUGGCCCCAAUGAGGCUUCAUCAGCAGCAAAGAGGCAGGCGCAAAUCCGAGAAGCUCAAAAAUCGAAGACCCGCCCAUCACCAUGGCCAGAUGUGAGCCAGAGCAAUCAAAAUGGCUUCCACCAGAGUGACUCUCCGGACCAUUAUACCCCACGAGUUGCGCGAAGCGUUGGCAAUAUCAAUGCUAGCUCACCUACUGUUUUUACCCCUAAACGUGAUGAUGAUAGCAUAGUUGCUGCUACCCCUGAGCUAUGCGACUCAGCAUCCCGAGACGGUCUGAGUGGGGUCAAUCUCCAUACCAAUGGCACGGAGUUCUAUGGCAAUUCGUCGAAUCUUGCAUUCCUGGGAAAUCUAUAUGCUCGGGCACGUAAUCAUGCAGAGACCAAGCCUUUAACCAUUCCCGACAACGAGCCUUCGUUCCCGACGAACGGUGGAACUAAUGCGGUACUCAAUUCUUUAUCAGACAAGGCAGCCGCAGACCAUUUGACCCCCAACUCUCCAGCAGACAAGCAGUCGGAAAGUUCACAGACGAACAAGGCACAGCUUUCGAUAGUGAACCUGCUGUAUAAUCCGAAAUACCCUAGUCACUCCCCACCGCAGAUCAACGGAGGAGCCGAAGAUGAUAGACAGGGAAGAAAGGAGAACACCGAAGGCACCAGAGCUAAUGCUCCAAGCUAUAUCACCGAUGAGGCACAACUGGAAAUCGAGAAAAUGUUCAUCAGCAGCUACUUUUGCAACAAGCAUUAUAUUCAUCCUAUGCUGUGCAAGACGAACUUUAUGCGGCGUUGUGAGAAUGAAGCUUUUGUCCUGCCCAGGCGGCCAGGAUUCUUACGCGGAAUAUCGAAGUUCUCAGGACUCUAUUUCUCCGUGGUUGCUCUGGGUGCCAUAAACGCUAGCCCGCACGAGACAGCUCUGCUUGAUCACUAUUGCAAUUACCUUCCUUAUCUGGGCAAGCCCGGUGCUACGAGCAAGCCUUCGUCAUUAGACUUUGCAGACUACUACUUUGGAAAGGCGAAACAAGCGCUAGGUGAUUUGUUUGAGAGCUGUAGCCUAGAGAGUGCACAAGCUCUUUUGCUGCUGAGUGUCUUCUGUCAAAAUGCGCUGCGACCGCAUAGCUGCUUCAUGUACAGCGGCAUGGCAGUAAGGACUGCAGUCGCUAUUGGGCUGGCAUCGGGCAUGUCGUCUGUGUCCCUUGAUACACGGAAGGAGGGCAGAAGGACUUGGUGGUGUAUCUACUCUCACGAAAUUGAGAUGUGCUGUUCCUCGGGGCGGUUAGACAGCAUGAAAGAUCUCCAAUAUUAUCAGGUUUCACUACCAACGCUGAAGGCCACGCCUGGUAAUCUACUCGACCCCGAUGCAGAAGACGACCACGUCGCUAUGAUACCAGCGAUGGUAGCUCUGGCCCAAAUAAUGUCUGAAGCAUCCCAUCUCCUCUAUCACUCACCGAAGCGGUCCAUGAGCGAAAUGUCGCAGAUCGCAAUGAGUCUUGACAACAAACUGCUCGCAUGGAAAGCCACACUGCCGCACUUCUUGGAUAUUGAUGCGGCUUCACUCAACGACACCGAAUGGGCCUUUAAACAGAAGCUAGUCUUGAGACUAAGAUUCUACAACACCCGCAUCCUAAUACACCGACCAUUCCUCGCCGCAUCAGCAUCCAGCACCGAGUCCUCUAAUCUACUCCAACACCUACACACCUGCCUCGACGCUGCAAGAACCAGCAUCCAGAUGCAAUACGAAUCCUUCCUACAUAGAAUUUACAUUCGAACCUGGUGGUACAACACAACCUACGCCCUCUACGGCGCCAUGAUCCUCCUCCACCUCGUCCUCUCCGGCUUCCCCAGCAUCCGCGACGAAGACCUCCUCCUCGACGUCGAAAAAAGCCUCGACAUUUUCGAAUCCAUGAACAACAUCGUCGUCGCGCGCCGCUGUGCCGAAAUGAUCCGCGAGGUUCUCGAAGUCGCGCGCGCAUGUGUCGCACGCCGUCGUUCUUCCCUCGUACCGUCAGCAGCAGCACAUACAUCAAUGCUAGCUCCCCCGCCCACAAGUCUUGGUAUAGAUACUGCCACUGCUGCUGCUACUGACCCAACAGCGGUGCAAAAUCGGGCGGAUAACCUCACAGGAAUGGUCCCACCCAGCACAGACAGCGACUUCUUCUUCUCGCUGUUUAAUCAGGAUUCGCAGCCUGAUACUCGUGCCGAGAUAUUGGCUAAUUUGGUUGAUCCUACGAUAUUGGAGGACUUUGCGUUUGGGAGUGGGGGCAGCGAUUUUUCGUUUUUCUUGGGGUCUUGA
Molecule: messenger RNA, 2490 nt
Organism: Aspergillus tubingensis
Lineage: Eukaryota; Fungi; Ascomycota; Eurotiomycetes; Eurotiales; Aspergillaceae
Product: Zn(II)2Cys6 transcription factor
Exons: 13
Coding region: 1-2490 (829 amino acids)
Biological process (GO): positive regulation of transcription from RNA polymerase II promoter by galactose; DNA-templated transcription
Cellular component (GO): nucleus
Molecular function (GO): RNA polymerase II cis-regulatory region sequence-specific DNA binding; DNA-binding transcription factor activity, RNA polymerase II-specific; zinc ion binding
Source: RefSeq, a predicted model, not a curated record